ACCCUUUCAGGAUCCGUGUGGGUAGAGUGGCGGCUGGAGGCUGACGGCGCGUGGUGCUGAAGGGACAGCUCCAGCAGCCGCUGCUUUGGGGGAGAAACAAAAACCUGCACAUCAAAAUCCAAGCUGGGCGCCUUCACCUUCGCGUGGGUGAGCUCUCCUGACCUCCGGCCAAUCCUCACUCCUGUCGCCACCAGCCGAUCUGUCCGUUCCCGGCGGGAUCGGGCAGCGCCCGCUGGACCCGCCCCGAGCUCAUGGUUUGCCCAGCCCUGCGCGAUGGUGACUCUGGGCGCGGAGGUUGGCGAUGGGCGAACCCACAGAUCACAGAAUGAAGGCGGGGAGCGCGGCCGGCGGCCGGCUGGGGCUGUCUCCCCGACCUCAGCGCCCAGAGAAGCGGCCCUACCACCUGAACCCAGAAAACGCCAACAAGUAGUUUCUCCUCGGAGAAGGGAGGCUCAGCUGGCCACCAAGACUGGGUCCGGCUGCCCGGAGAACCUCGUCCCUUCUGAAACCAAAGCAGAACCACUUUUCUCUCGGUUUUGUUAAGUCAUGUCUGAGCCACAGAGAUGGGCAAGAUCGAGAACAACGAGAGGGUGAUCCUCAAUGUCGGGGGCACCCGGCACGAAACCUACCGCAGCACCCUCAAGACCCUGCCAGGAACGCGCCUGGCUCUUCUCGCCGCCUCGGAGCCCCAGGGCGACUGCCUGACCGCGGCUGGUGACAAGCUGCAGCCCUUGCCCCCUCCGCUCUCGCCGCCGCCGCGACCGCCUCCGUUGUCCCCGGGACCCGGUGGCUGCUUCGAGGGCGGCGCGGGCAACUGCAGUUCCCACGGCGGCAGCGGCGGCGGCAGCGACCACCCUGCAGGCGGCCGCGAGUUCUUCUUUGACCGGCAUCCAGGAGUCUUUGCCUAUGUGCUCAAUUACUACCGCACAGGCAAGCUGCACUGCCCCGCCGACGUGUGCGGGCCACUCUUCGAGGAGGAGCUGGCCUUCUGGGGCAUCGACGAGACCGACGUGGAGCCUUGCUGCUGGAUGACCUACCGGCAGCACCGCGACGCAGAAGAGGCGCUGGACAUCUUUGAGACUCCUGACCUCAUCGGUGGCGACCCUGGCGACGACGAGGACCUGGCGGCCAAGAGGCUAGGAAUCGAGGACGCGGCAGGGCUUGGGGGACCUGACGGCAAAUCUGGCCGCUGGAGGAGGCUGCAGCCCCGCAUGUGGGCCCUCUUUGAGGACCCCUACUCAUCCAGAGCUGCCAGGUUUAUUGCUUUUGCUUCCUUAUUCUUCAUCUUGGUUUCAAUCACAACCUUUUGCCUGGAGACACAUGAAGCUUUCAAUAUCGUUAAAAACAAGACAGAACCAGUCAUCAAUGGCACAAGUGUUGUUCUACAGUAUGAAAUUGAAACGGAUCCUGCCUUGACCUAUGUGGAAGGAGUCUGUGUGGUGUGGUUUACUUUUGAAUUUUUAGUCCGUAUUGUCUUUUCACCCAAUAAACUUGAGUUCAUCAAAAAUCUCUUGAAUAUCAUUGACUUUGUGGCAAUCCUACCCUUCUACUUAGAGGUGGGACUCAGUGGGCUGUCAUCCAAAGCUGCUAAAGAUGUCCUUGGCUUCCUCAGGGUGGUAAGGUUUGUGAGGAUCCUGAGAAUCUUCAAGCUCACCCGCCAUUUUGUAGGUCUGAGGGUGCUUGGACACACUCUUCGAGCUAGCACUAACGAAUUUUUGCUGCUGAUAAUCUUCCUGGCUCUAGGAGUUUUGAUAUUUGCUACCAUGAUCUACUAUGCCGAGAGAGUGGGAGCUCAACCUAACGACCCUUCAGCUAGUGAGCACACGCAGUUCAAAAACAUUCCCAUUGGGUUUUGGUGGGCUGUGGUGACCAUGACUACUUUGGGCUAUGGGGAUAUGUACCCCCAAACAUGGUCAGGGAUGCUAGUGGGAGCCUUGUGUGCUCUGGCUGGAGUGCUGACAAUAGCCAUGCCGGUGCCUGUCAUUGUCAACAAUUUUGGAAUGUACUACUCCUUGGCAAUGGCGAAGCAGAAACUUCCAAGAAAAAGAAAGAAGCACAUUCCUCCUGCCCCUCAGGCAAGCUCACCUACAUUUUGCAAGACGGAGUUAAAUGUGGCCUGCAAUAGCACACAAAGUGACACAUGUCUGGGCAAAGACAACCGUCUCCUGGAACAUAACAGAUCAGUGUUAUCAGGUGACGACAGUACAGGAAGUGAGCAGCCAUUGUCACCCCCAGAAAGGCUCCCCAUCAGACGCUCUAGUACCAGAGACAAAAACAGAAGAGGGGAAACAUGUUUCCUACUGACGACAGGUGAUUACACGUGUGCAUCUGAUGGAGGGAUCAGGAAAGGCUAUGAAAAAUCCCGAAGCUUAAACAACAUAGCGGGCUUGGCAGGCAAUGCUCUGAGGCUCUCUCCAGUAACAUCACCCUACAACUCUCCUUGUCCUCUGAGGCGCUCUCGAUCUCCCAUCCCAUCUAUCUUGUAAACCAAACUGCAUCAGUCAGCUAAAUUGUAUUAACUCAAGUACUGUUUACCCCAUAAUGGAAAUAAUUAAAUGUAGAGUUACUUCAGGUUCCAUUAAUACAGUGUAAGUCCUGCAUGAUACUACUAUUUGAAUUCAGAAAUGCCACUUGAGUAGCUAACCAAUCUUAUUCUGGCUUCAACGAUUAUCUAAAGUCGUGCUACUACUUCUCCAUAUUAAUUGCCCUGAUUUCUGUUUGCAAUAAAAUGACAGCUAGUGUCAGGUAUUGGCCAGUAUACUAAUACAUAAACAUAUUUCAGGGAGAUAUAUUUAAAACAGUGUGCAUCCAAAUGCCAACCACUUCACUGGAACUUCAUUUCUUGUGAUUCUAAACCAUUCUGAAGAUGUCCGGGAUCCAAUCUCGAUUGCACAAAAUAAUGACUCUGGUCAGCUCAUAUAUACAUGGACCAUCUUGUCUCUAUCAUCUGAAGAGCAGUGUUGCAGUUUGGGAACUGUGGAUGGCUCAGGAUAUGUGUACRUUCAUCGAACCAUCCUCCUGAUAUGAAAUCACUCACUGGUUGACUGUUCUGCAUGGAUUGUGGGACAAGGAGGGUGAUUUUUUCCUUAAUGUUUCUUUUCUCCGUAUUCUUUGAUAAAAAUAUUUGUUUAAAAUACUUUAAGUUCUUAAUUGAUUGACUUCAAAAGUGCUAUCUUGGAGUUCUGAAUGUCUUUGGUUGUUUGUACACAGAUAACUGCAAAGAGGUUGUCAUUACUGGUUACACGCAAGCUGAGGCCAGAUCUCUUACUUAAUGACUUGGGGAAGGCACAAAACAUGAGAGAAAGGUAACUGCCAACCAGGCUUGCAUUGUUUAGUCAGGAAUUACUGCUUGGUACUGGAGUCAUUUUCUUUUUCUUUUUUUUUUUUCCUGUCCCAGAAUUUGUCAUCAUUUUCAGAGACAGAGUGCCAAAUAUCACCCAAAGCUCUCGUGUCUUUUGGCCCCUUCCUUUAUUUUUACUUAUUAAUUUUUGUGCAAAUGUCAAAGGUCACCGGUGUUCACAGGAGGCUUUUUUGACUAGCCUUAAAAUUCUGAAUCAAAGGACUAAUCAGAUUUUCAUGCAGUGUUUAAUCAGGUGCUUUGUCUUGUGUGUUGUUUCCGUCUGUCUUAGCUCCCUGUCCUAACUGUAUUUGCCAUCUGUCUCCAUGAAUUGUAGAAAUGCCUUGAGAAAGUGUUCAUGAUUUCAGUAGUGGAUCCCUCAUCCCGUCUCCCUGUCUCCUUUGCUAUUUGGAGCAGCCUCUCUGCUUUGUGUACAAAUUAACGAUGCCCUGUAAACUACCUAAGCUAAUCGCACUGUGAAAAUUUUCGACAAGCAGGAUUUAAGCAGCAAUCUCACCACAGCACUUGGUUGCCUGCUGCAAUGUCAGUUUCUACUACCUAGCAACCAGCAUUCGUCACUACACGCCAACAAAAUCCCUAGGGAGUCUUAGUCUGAGUAGAAGAAAGUCUGUUUACACAUCCUUACCAAUUGCAAUAGCACUAGUGUGUCUGGUGUAUCGGGCAUGUGAGGGAAGAAAAUGCCAUAAGAUAAAAUGAGAAAUUAAAAAAAAUAUAUUUUUAAGGCACUUAGGAUCCUUGAGAUUAUAGAGUAAUUCCUAGUUCUCAUGGUUAUUUUUUGAUAGGAAGACAACUGUCAUUUUUAUUAUUGGCCAAGAAACAUCUAAUAUUCUAUAUCCCUGAGACCCACAGCAUGACCUGCAUGUCAGAGAUCUUGUACAACAAUGUAUUUACCCAGACGAAAUAUCUAUAUUUAGAGAUACUAUGAUCAUUUUGAUAAAAACCAUACAUAGAGUGUUGUAAUUACCCACAGAUUUAUGGUAAAGGAAUUAAUACGCUGUCUGGUGCUGCUGUUAUUGACUGCAGUGUUGUACAGAAUUUAUCAUGGAUUUUUGACUGCUGAAAAAGGGACAGUGGAAUUUAGCCAUACCAAGGAUUGUACUGGAAACAGGCUUCUGCUGCAGCAUGUGCCCUGAUGUGACCAAGUUAUACGUGGAGGAGGUCCUCGAGUCUUCACGAGGCUUUUAAAGCUUAUAAAAGGACUGUGGCUGGAACUCAUCUGGUGCUCCCCAUUUGAGUGUUCUGCUUGUAGGACUGACGAGUGUCUGUGAAACAACUGUAAAUACCAACACGUAUGCAUGGGUCAAUGCCCUUGGCCAUCCCACGUCAAGGGAAGCCAAACUCACGAUCAACAUCUUCGAAGCUUCAAGUAAGGCCCAUGCUGCUUUGAAUUACUCCUCAUGGGCCUGCUGUAGGUUGUGCUGUGAAUUAUACAAGGCAGUAAUACUGAUUUAGUAUAGGUCUGUUUUAAUUUCUCUUAUUUCUACUGUAUGGGUUGGAUUCAUAAGCAUUGACUAUAUUGCUCUCUUAUAAACCUCUUAUGUUAUCAGCUUGUCAAUUACGUUGCAACCUUUUUACUUGUCUAUUUAUCAAAACUGACCUAUUUUUAGUCACAUAUUUGUUUCAUUCUGGAAAAUUGUUAUGGCUUAAAAGAAAUUCAUGAACAGUGUUCGUAGUUUUAAGUCUUUUGUCAUUGUGACCUCAAUUAUAAAUAUUAAGAAAUAUAAAAUUCUGGCAAUGAAAGUAUUUUUUUAUUAAAUGAUCAAGGAACAAUGUCAGUAUAUAGCAGUAUAUUAAUCAAAUUAUAUCGUAAAAUGUAUAUUUUGCAUAAAAGAGAUAUUCUUCAAUCAAUUAAUUUUUGUGAGUUUUGUGGCAAAUGAAGCUUGUACUUGUCUUUAAAACUGUUGCAGUUGAAACUAUAUAAGAUUUUUUCAUCUUGCUUAAUCAAUAUUUCUGGACUCUAUUAGUUCCCCUGGGAUUCUGAAUAUAAUAUAUAACCUAAAUAUGACCCCCUGUAUCGUGGACCUUUUGUGAACAUUUCAAGAUGCAUGCACAACCUUGGUGAUAACCGAUGGACAUGUAACUAAUUGAAAUGAAGAAUAAAAGGCAAAUGAACUGGGGAUGAACUUGAAUUUAUCUGAUUAAAUUAUUCAUAUU
Molecule: messenger RNA, 5512 nt
Organism: Urocitellus parryii (Arctic ground squirrel)
Lineage: Eukaryota; Metazoa; Chordata; Mammalia; Rodentia; Sciuridae
Gene: Kcnc2
Product: potassium voltage-gated channel subfamily C member 2
Biological process (GO): action potential; protein homooligomerization; potassium ion transmembrane transport
Cellular component (GO): presynaptic membrane; postsynaptic membrane; axon terminus
Molecular function (GO): protein binding; delayed rectifier potassium channel activity
Source: RefSeq, a predicted model, not a curated record